This is a messenger RNA of Protomyces lactucae-debilis, 1716 nucleotides long. Its product is annotated as Alpha/Beta hydrolase protein. Lineage: Eukaryota; Fungi; Ascomycota; Taphrinomycetes; Taphrinales; Protomycetaceae. The record is from RefSeq and is a predicted model, not a curated record. Gene Ontology annotation, molecular function: hydrolase activity. The transcript has a single exon. The coding region runs from base 372 to 1484 and encodes 370 amino acids.
CUGACGACACUUGGCAAGUCAAGGGAGUAUCCUCAGUUCAUGGUUGACCUUGUCAAGGGUCUGUGUGAGCCUCUCAAUGCAGAAGACACACGCAAGGUGCAGGCGAGUCUCAAUGUGUUGGUCAAUGCAAAGAACUUGGCAGAGAAGGGUGGCCCACAAAAGAAGAAGAAGGCCGCAGGGAAGCCUGGGCUGGCCAAGAUGGGUGCAGCGACCGCGAGCUAUAAUCGUGCGCUGGAUUCGUCUCGUCUUGACGAUGACUAUGACGAUGACUUCAUGUAGUCCUUCGCAUACACCAAAUUCCACACGUCGCCACGACGACAUCACCAAGCUACAUACUGCAUCUAUAUUGAUAUUGUUUUCUUGUUCACAGGAUGGCUUCUCAGCUCAAGUCUCGGGCUCGGCUUACUGUUGAAGCCAAUAUAUGGCGCUUUCUAAUGAAUAUCGGCAUGGUCCUACACCGUCGUGCGCCGCCUCGCCCUAUGCGACCGUCGUUCACACGUUAUAUACCUGCACAGCUAGCACGACUGCCGGGAGAAAUCAAGCUCGUCUUUUAUGUCCCUCCACAUUAUCACAGUCACCCAGCAGACUCGCCCUUCCCGUGUAUUGUCUCAUUCCACGGCGGUGGCUUCACAAUUGGCCAACCUGAAGAUGAUGCCACAUGGGCAGAUGCUUGUGUCCGACAACUCGACGCAGUGGUCGUUUCUGUUGGCUAUAGACUUGCACCGAAGCACUAUUUUCCUACACCGGUCGAUGACUGUGCAGAUGCAAUCUUGUAUCUUGUGCAACAUGCAUCUGAGCUCAACAUUGAUCCCCACAAGCUGUGCACGUCAGGCUUCUCGGCUGGUGGUAAUCUGGCCUUCACAGCUGCCUUGCGUCUUGCAAUACUGAGGGAAGAAGGAGAAGCCAAGUCAUUUGAGCUACCGGCCAUGGACUAUACGAUUCGCGCAGUAGCUGCAUUCUACCCAUGCAUCGACUUUACCAAUUCAAGACACGCUCGAAGGGCAAGCACCAAGCGCAUCGACAAGAACCUGCCACUCGUCUUUUCCAAUCUAUUUGAUGCAUCCUAUCUCUACACACCCGACUACAACAAAGCACAUCCACUUUUAUCACCUGGCGUAGCGCCAGAUUGGUUAAUACACACAUUACCACAACACCUCCAUUUCUAUACAGCAGAAUGGGAUGACUUGCUGAAUGAAGCGCAAGUCUUUCGAGAUCGUCUUGUAGGACUUGGUAAGCAAGUACGAUUCACGGUUGCGCCUGAACAGGUGCAUGCUUGGGAUCGUUCGCCGAAUCCAUUUAAGCGGAAUAAAUUGCGUGCAGAGAUGUAUGCUGUUGCGACAGAUCACCUGGCUAGGGCCAUGGAAGCCCAGCUGGAUGAUUCUGAAAGUACAUCUGCCACUACACAGAGUAAAGGCAAAGCGAUGAUUGAAGCAUUACCAAUUCCUGAAUCAUGGACGCAUCUCAAAUCAUUGGGCAAGCGGUAGGGUGUUGAUGAGCCUUGUACCAUCCCCCAGAAGCCAGCUCGUUUUCAAGAGACUGCCAGUACUCUAGCUUGCCUGGUGACUUGGGGUCUAGAUCUGCUAGAUAGCAGUCGACCACUUUGCUCCCUUGCAGGAGCAGAUAGCAAGAACAGUCCCGCAACGUCAUUGCCAGAGGUAUAUCAAAGCUUGCUGCUAUUCGUUGUAAUCUUGCCAAGUCGCGAAAAAGGGUUGUCGU